Molecule: messenger RNA, 978 nt
Organism: Rhizoctonia solani
Lineage: Eukaryota; Fungi; Basidiomycota; Agaricomycetes; Cantharellales; Ceratobasidiaceae
Product: short chain dehydrogenase
Exons: 10
Coding region: 1-978 (325 amino acids)
Source: RefSeq, a predicted model, not a curated record
AUGGGCAAUGCUCUCUCUCAAUCGUUCCCUCCCAAGUCUCUCUUCUUGGUAGAACAGAUUCCCGAUCUCACCGGUCAGGUCAUCAUUGUGACUGGUGGUAAUGCUGGUGUAGGAAAGGAAACAUGCAAGGCAAGUCGCUUGGCGCUACUCAAUAAGAACGCCAAAGUGUACCUGGCUGCGCGCAGCAAGUCUAGGGCUGACGACGCUAUCGAAUGGCUGAAGAGCGAGACGAACGGGAAAGCGCCAAUCUUCUUAGAGCUCGACCUUGGCAAUCUUGCCUCAGUGCGCAAAGCGGUGGAGGAUUUUAAGAGCAAAGAGCAGGAGCUGCAUGUGCUGUUCAACAACGCCGGUGUUAUGAUGCCACCUGUGGAGCAACGAACAUCUGACGGCUACGAUCUGCAGUUCGGGACAAACGUCCUAGGCCAUUACUUCUUCACUGUCUUGCUCCUCCCUACUCUGAUUCACACUGCCAAGAACUCGCCCCUCGCGAAUGGACAUGCACGAGUGAUCAACACCUCGAGCAGUGCAGUGUACUUUGCUCCCAAGACGGGGAUUGCCUGGGAAACGCUAGGAACGGACGCAUCGAGCAUAUCAGCAUCCAAGAAGCUAGGCACCAACACGCUCUAUGCUCAAAGCAAGCUAGGUAAUGUACUGUUUUCGAAUGAGCUGGCCAAACGUUAUGCCGAUCAGGGAAUUAUUUCGAGCUCACUCAAUCCUGUCGCUGUAGGAAACCUCCAGACAGACCUUCAACGCCAUCUACCGUGGUUAGUUUCGAAGAUUCUAGGGUUAAUGUUCUACCCAGCGAGUUACGGAGCUCUCACUCAGCUAUGGUCUGGUACUACACCCGAUGGCGAGAGCCAUAACGGAAAGUUCCUGAUUCCAUGGGCUCGCAUUGGAGAUGCCGGGCCGAGUAGCCACGAUGAGAAACUGGCGGAGAAACUGUGGGAUUGGCUGGAGGAGCACGUCAAGGGUCAUUAA